GUCGGCCAUGGCCACCCAGGUCUUUCUGUCUGCGAAGUCAUUGACAAAGAGUUUCUCACCACGCUCCCAUUCGGCCAAGUCUUUCUGGCCCUGACGUUUCUUGGACGCGGCGACUUGCUGGCAGAAGAGAGACCGCCAUCGAAUACUUUAACAAAAUUCUGGGACCGCCAUCUCCUUUUAGCGUGCUUCUUCCUUUUCAAUGGCACACUAGCCACUACCAGCUGAGCUUAGUCUUCUAACACCAAGUCAGUUGGGCCUUGAUAUUCCUACUCCAGAGCUCGCAUCCCAGUUCACGGGAAACACGGCGGUAGGAGCUCAGAUGGCUGCGGCGGUUUUGCACGUUUCGUCACCAGGAAGCGGUACGCCGCGACAAUCAUGUGAGGAACGGCAAUCGUGUGAGGGCGACGAAUCGCCGGCGUCCACGGGCGAGCAAUCGCCGGCGACCACGGGCGAGGCGACCACGGGCGAGGAAUCUCCGGUGACCGCUACUCCAGCUUCCCAUGCUCAAGCCCUCCCCAGCGACUGGCGUGCCCGGAUUCAAGCUUCCGACGCUUCAAGCUUCACAGGGUCCGAGGGGGAGCGACUACCCGCUCGGGCCGUUCCCGGCGACUGUCUUGCCAGAAUCCAAGCUUCCGACGCUUCCAGCUUCACAGGUUCCGAGGGGGAGCGACUACCCGCUCAAGCUCUCCCCAGCGACUGUCUUGCGAGCAUUUUCAGCCAUCUAACGGACGUUAGAGACGUGGCACGAGCGGGCGCCACGUGUCGCUCCUGGUGGCGCUGCUACAGCGACGUCGUUCGCAAGUCAGUGAGCUGCCUGAGUCUGGCGCCGAACCCGCUCUCGCUGGAGUGGGAGCCGUUGUACAGCCGGCCGUUGUUCCCGCCGCCGCCACUUGUCAACCAGCCGUUGUUUCGGGAUUCUUUGGUCAGGCAGCCGUUGCUACGGCAGCUGUGCCUCCAGAAUGUUCGUCCAGAUUCAACGAAUCAGCUGCUGAAUCUGACCGGUCUUACGGCACAGGGCGAAUCCGCCGGUUUGUUUAUGGAUGAUGGUCAAGGAUCCGCCGGUUCCUCUAUAAAUGGUCGAGACUUGCGCUGCUGCUUGGAGGAUCUUCAAAGGUCCCCUUCGCUGCGACCAAGAGUCGAUGAAGCCAUGGCCGCUUAUAUCGGAGCAUCAGCAACGCUCCCUUUACUCUCGGGCGAAAGCUGCUUGAAUUCCCGAACAUCACGCUCCUUGGCUCUAUCCUCGUUACAAGACGUUCUUCGUCUCGACACCCCUCCGAGUACCAUAUCUUGGCCGCUGCACCGCGUUGCCUCAAUGCUGCGAAGCUUCCCACUGCUCGCAUCCCUCCACCUCCCGUUUCUAUCACAUAUCGGUGCUGGCUCCACCCAGGAUGGCAUUGAACCCGAGUGUCACUAUAUUGACGCCGUCUGCCGCCUGGUUGCGAGCUGCUGCCCGUCCCUCCGCCAUUGUCACAUCCAAUUCGGCCGGCGACUUCAAGGCGGCAGAACGAGCCAACACCCGUUACUAGUCACAGGCACUAACUCCCGCUCCCAACCACGUACAGUCACUCCCUUCGUCAAUCAAGAAUUUGCAGAUCCAAACGACAUCCAUUCAAGUCUGGCUGAGAUCAUCACAGAUUCAGACAACAACCCCCACUCUAACCCUCCUUCAAACCCACAUCUCGGCCUUGCUUGGCUUUUCCACAAGUGCCCAAGCCUCGUCUCCCUCCACCUCAUCAGCUCCAGCGCCUCCCCCGCCUGUCUCGACCUCUCGCCGUCCCUCAUCCCUCUCUUUUCGCGCCUCACUCGCCUCUCUCUCUCCCUGAAAACCAUCCCUCCCUCGCUCCUUCCCUCCCUCACCGCACUCAACUCCCUCACCCUCCACGUGUCCGACCCUGCCUGCCCCGUCACCUGCUCCUCCGCCCCGUUCACUCGCCUCUCGUUAUUGUCACACCUGGAGCUACGUCUCGGUCCUAAUUGGGCGACAGCGUACCCAGUCCCCCGGCUCUUCCAGGACAUGUUUUCCGGGCUGCAGGCGUCGCUCACCUCCCUCUCUCUCACCCUCCCGUUUGUAGCACACCUGCCAGUGUCACUCUGGGAGCUGACGUCUCUCCGCUCGCUCUGCAUCAUCAAUCCGGCGUUUCAUCCUGGCGUGCAGAGGCCUGAGUACAUGUCCGGGGUUUCCGGCUUGCGGCAUUUGACCUGUCUGCAGCUGCUGGGCCAUACUGUGCCUGGGCUAGUCAUGGGGGCUCUUGGGGGGAUAAUCAGGAGGAAAGGAACGUCGGGGACGACCAGGGAGAGCAGGUGCUCGGGAAUCCUGUCCCGGGGCUAGUCCUGGGGGCACUAGGAGGGGGUGUUCAGGAGCAAGGGAGCGUUGGGGAGCAGCGGCAGCAGCAGCAGCAGCAGCAGCAGGGACGCGGCCAGGCGAGUGGAUUGCAGCUGACUCAGCUUCGCAUGUCUCGCGGCACGGUGGCAGUGCUGAAGGCAGAGCUCGUGAUCCGCCAACCGGAAGCCCCACAAGGCACAGCAGCAUUGCAAGGGGCGGAGGGGGGUGGGGGAGGAGAGACUGAUCGAGGAGCUGGAGGUGGAUGGGGACCUGCUAGCAGCUGCGGCAAAGAGAGGAGCCUUCCUGCCCCAUUCCCUCCGCGUCCUCUCUGUCACCCCAUCGCCAGCUGUCGCUCCCUCCUUCCUCCCCCAAACCGUCCGCCUGGACGUUUCUUCCCUGGCGUCCAUCAGCCUCCGGGUGCUGAAGAUCUCUGGUGUUUACCUAAGCACGAGGGGUAAUUCUGCGCUUGGGAGUGGCUGUGAUGCAUGUUUCUUCCCCAACCUGCUGCUGCUGGAGCUGAGAGGUGUGCAGACGUGGCAUGGAAAAGGCCUGAAGAAACCCCUGGUGAAGCUGGCACGGCUGGCACGUUCUGCAUCGCCCUUUAGCAAUUUCCGCCACCAGCUGCUGCAGCACUGCCCCAAUCUUCAGAUCUUGCAUAUGGACUCUCUUCCCCACUCCUCCCCGCUUCCUGUGCUGCGGAGCCUUGGAGUGCUGGUCAUUGGUUCGUAUGCUGACUCUGGCGCAUCCCUCGCUUCCCUCUCUCAGUUUGUGUCACUGCACACCCUUCGGUUCAAUGGCAUUCCCAGUGGUGUUAGUGGCGUGUUGGGUGGAACCAUCUCCUGUCCCCCGAAUCUACAGAGGCUGCAGAUUUGUGCGCAAGGCAUCACACAUCUUCCCCGCUUCACAUGGAAAUUCACGACGAUUACUCAGCUGGACCUAAUCAAUUUCUCCAAGCUGAAGACGUCUCCCGAAGACGUGUAUUCUCGUUUUCCUUCUCUUCAAUGUUUGAGAGUGGACGGUUUAAGGCGUUAGUUCUAAGAGGAGAUACUUAUGUGUUAUGUGGUCAUAAUGUACGCUACCGAUCAGCAGUCGUGGCUGUUGAAUCGGUGCAACUAGGACGGGUAUGCGCGCCUCUGAAGAGGAGGGAAGGUUCAAAUUGUCUGCCACAGCCAAGCAACCACCAAUGAACGAUGUCAGGCGCCACGGGUCAGACAUCACAAAUUGGCGAUUUGUCGCCCUGCUGGCAGCCUAGCACACAGUAUACA
Closterium sp. NIES-67 is the source of this 3588-nucleotide messenger RNA. NCBI's taxonomy places the organism in Eukaryota, Viridiplantae, Streptophyta, Zygnematophyceae, Desmidiales, Closteriaceae. The record is from the annotation of a GenBank genome assembly.